UGAAGGCACAACCAAAAUCCCAUUGAGGAAGAAAUAUGAGGAAAUCUAGGUCUUUCAUGGCCUAUCUUGUGGCAACAAUUUUGGUGGCGACUCUAAGUUUGCCAUCUGUAUUUGCGGCUGAGUAUGUUUAUUCUUCUCCUCCACCUCCUUAUUAUGUAUACAAAUCACCUCCUCCUCCUGUCUAUUACUCUCCUCCACCACCAAAAGUGAAGUAUGAGUAUAAAUCACCACCACCUCCGAUCUAUCAUUCUCCUCCACCACCUCCAGUUUACUAUUCUCCUCCACCACCUGUUUACCACUCUCCACCACCUCCAGUUUACCAUUCUCCUCCGCCACCUGUUUACCACUCUCCACCACCUCCAGUUUACCAUUCUCCACCGCCACCUGUUUAUCAAUCUCCACCCCCUCCAAUUUACUAUUCGCCUCCCCCGCCAAAAAAGUAUGAGUAUAAAUCACCACCACCUCCAAUUUAUUACUCUCCUCCACCAAUUUAUCACUCUCCUCCACCACAAGUUUACAAAUCACCACCUCCUCCAAAAAAAGACUACGAGUACAAGUCUCCACCACCCCCAAAGAAGGACUACGAGUACAAGUCCCCACUACCACCCAAGAAGGACUACGAGUACAAGUCCCCACCCCCACCCAAGAAGGACUACGAGUACAAGUCCCCACCCCCACCCAAGAAGGACUACGAGUACAAGUCCCCACCCCCACCCAAGAAGGACUACGAGUACAAAUCUCCCCCACCACCAAAGAAGGAAUAUGAGCACAAGUCUCCACCACCUCCCAAGAAAGAUUACGAGUACAAGUCUCCAUCACCACCAAAGAAGGACUAUGAGCAUAAGUCUCCACCACCUCCUAAGAAGGACCACAAGUACAAAUCUCCACCACCUCCCAAGAAGGAGUAUGAAUAUAAGUCUCCUCCACCACCUAAGAAGGACUACGAGUACAAGUCUCCUCCACCUCCCAAGAAAGACUACGUGUACAAGUCUCCUACCCCACCUAAGAAGGACUACGAGUAUAAGUCUCCUCCACCCCCCAUGAAGAAUUACGAAUACAAGUCCCCUCCACCCCCCAAGAAAGGCUACAUUUAUUCUUCACCUCCACCACCUCCUUACCACUACUAGAUCAAUAUGCAUUAUACUAUUACUCGAAGGUAAAAGAAAAAAAAAUACUCAUACAAUAAAGAGAUGGCCAAACGACGAUCGUCAAUGUGCUCAAACCAUGGCCUUCCAUUAUAAAUUAUGUCUUGUUGAUCCAUAUAUUUUGCUUUCCACAAUUUAGUUCCACAUAUUGUGUGUAUUCAUAUUUUACAGAAAUUACGAGAAUAUUUCAUUUUCUUUUCCAAAA
Messenger RNA from Cucumis melo (muskmelon), 1350 nucleotides. Its product is annotated as extensin-3. The record is from RefSeq and is a predicted model, not a curated record. Bases 36 to 1127 code for a protein of 363 amino acids. Gene Ontology annotation, biological process: plant-type cell wall organization. Lineage: Eukaryota; Viridiplantae; Streptophyta; Magnoliopsida; Cucurbitales; Cucurbitaceae. Gene Ontology annotation, molecular function: structural constituent of cell wall. The transcript is spliced from 2 exons.